GGAUGACACUCCGCGAUUUCAUUCAAAUCGCACCUAAUCGCGUUAAAUUCUUGCGUCAUUGCUCAUCGUGGUCGUUUUUCGCCUCAUCGCGCCAAAUCGCGCCAGAUCGCGCACAUCGUGCUCAUCGUGCAUAGAUCGUGCUCGAAUGAAAAUUUGCAUUCAUGCAGUCAGAGUUGCCAUUCAAUAUUCAUUCAAGCAGUUUUCCAUGAAACUGGCCGCACUGUUGAAAUGUUUAUUUUUAUUGAUUCGAGCAGUCCGAAAAGGUAAAUAAACAAGAUUUCUUCGAUAUUUCGGGACGGAUUGCGGGAGUUCCAUGAAACUGGAUUGUUAAGGCGUUCAGACGGAACUUUUCCCCCUGCGAGGACCUGGACCCAGCAUGUUUCGGAUUUAUAAAUUGUUUCCUUUCGUUUCGACAGGACUUAGAUUAGCAGGGGAGCGAUGGAGAUAGCGCUUCGACGGCCGCUUCUAGCGACGUUGGUUUACGGGUCGCAGCCCAACCGGAACAGCAUGGCAACGUUGUCGGCCGCGGCGCCGAAUUAUUGUGACAUUCGGUUGGACAUUAGCGGCAGAACGGAACGGAAGGUUCGACCAUCAGCUUCCAUCGUCGACACGGGCGCUGUGUCUACUAGAUGUCCUACGGGAAUCUACCGUUCAGAAUGAUAAGUUCCAGCUUCCUGAAGGGUCGCUCAACAUCAAGAAGGGGACGGCUACGGAGUUGAGUCCAAUCAUCGGCGAUUUGAACCCGUGGGGAUCGUUCACGCAAGUUCGCUGUCUGAGCUGCAAUCCGGCGGUAGAUUCUUCUCAUUAUGGACACUGUUUUCGCAACUUACGAACAAAUGGCCCCAAUUUAUCGGCAUGGACCAGUACGACUAGCACGAGCUGCUGCAGCACCUGCUGGAAAGUGUACGCAAAGAGGAUUUGAUACGUUACCAGCUGGCCAUCGUACUCUCGCUUGGGUACGGAAAGCGCCCGAAAACGGUUGAGGACAGGAUGGAAAAAAUAUCAAGUUCUUCGACACGCAUCCGACCGCAUGCUCGAUCCCGAACCGGUGUUCCGUGGCCUCCUCGUGUCCACCAUAACCUGCCAGGACUGCUGUCACAUUUUGGUGCGGCACGAGUCCUUCCUGGAUUUGUCACUCCCGAUCAACUUGGAAAAACCGCAACCCCCCAUCCGUCGGAAAGGCAGCCCUGAAUCGGAUUACGGCAACAGUGCGUCUGCUUCCAGCGAAGCCACCCAAAAACCACUGAGCAGCCGCAACAACAACUGCACCGCCACCGCAGCAGGUGGCGUUCCGGAAAGUGACGAAAAAGGCGCUGUCGAAUCGGACAAGGACGACGACGGCAUGUUGGACACGGACGUCGAGGUCGAUCUGACCGAAGAUUGGCAGUCGAAAAAGAUCGUGACUCAGAAUAGCAAUCAGUCGUCGGGCGGCCGGAAAAGCUUGACGAUGCGCCGGAAAAUCCGAGCAAAGAGGUUGAAUCGAAUAUGGUGUGUGAGUUGGGUCUGAGUGCCGAGGGCGUGGCCAAUAUGAUGGAUAGAUGAGCAUCGAGCAGCAGAAAGCGAAGGCCAAGGAACGACGUAAACGGACCGUGAGUCAUGCCGAUUGGGGCAAAACGCUGGUACCGCGAUACCAGUGCGAAGACGAGUUGAUGGUCGGGAACAGCAAGGUGUGCUGCGACGCGUGCACCGAGCGGAUCAACAGCAGGCUGUACAAGUGCGUCUAGGUGGUGCUGGUUGCCUUUUGUGUUCGUUCGCGCUAGCACAAAGUGUCCAAGGGCGUAAGCUGCCCUGAGUGACGAAUAAGCCGUAAAAGAUGAGUUGAGCGUCAAAUUCGAGCCAGAUUUCGCGGCAGUCUUUGAGAAAGGGAGAUGGUCGCAGGGAAAGCUUUGAAGGUGUUGACCCGCAGCGUUAGAAUCAGAAAUUUGUUGUCUAGAUCGUCGAGUUGGUUUACAGCGAACGUUACGUGGUUUGCAACGGCGUACUGGUAGAAGGAGCAUUGGAUUUGUUUUAUUGUUUAAUCUAUGUAAAAAACUCUUAAUUGCUUAAAUAAAUUUUUUUUAACUUUGGUAAAUUUAACGCGAAGCCUGAAUACGACUACAAUUACACGCUUAACUGCUUCUUCAAGUUUCUACUGAAUGCGCGUCUUCUGCUCCGAGCUGGUGUCUUUCUGAGCUGGUCAAACGGCGUUUCUGGUUGUAUCAGAAGUGCAUCCGUUUCCACUGGCUCGACAGCGGCAAUUCAUGGUCGAUCACUUGUGCAAGUUCGCGCAGAUUACCUCGUCAAUUCACUCGACCCUCUCGUAGUUCUAGAUUGUAUCGAGCGUCUCGAACGACUCCGCUGCUGAAGCCUGUCCAGCGAGAUCAGACGGUUCAAGUCGAAUGUCAUCAGCUGGCCAGCCGCGGCCGCUUCCUGCCGAAAACACACUGGUCGGCGUGUGCCUGGUCAUCGUUGAUCGGCGACGACGUUCCUGACGUCAACAGUCAUCCUCUGGAGCGACAUGAUCUCCUAGUUGUCAUUGUUGGACAUCUGCAAAUGCACGUCCGAACCGUCCUUCAUGUACUGGUCGUGCUCCAUUCUUGUGCUGAAUGAUGUUGGACACGUGCUGGUGCACCUGGACAAACUCGGAUGUGGGCAGUAGGUCCGACCGGAUAUCGUGCAUGACCUCGCAGAAGAUUCACGACAGGUCGACCAGUUUGGCGUCUGAAAAGUGUGCAAACAAGAAGAGAGCGAGAAUGUUAGUUACGGCUGUCGAGUGGAGCCGUGCUCGCGGCGACAGAGCACGGGUGAGUCCUCACUGUUGGGCAAUCUUUUACCACUGUGCGGUAGCGACGACGGUCCGUCCGGAUGGGUAGCUGAGCGGCUGCUUUUCUGACGGGGGCUUGGGCGGGUCCACCAUACAUAGUUGCUUAAUCCGCUGCAGGACCGUCUGGUUGCAAAGCUUAUUCCGAACCAGCUGGUAGAACUGGUUCUCGUGCUCGGAGCUGGUGCUGCUGUUGCACCAGCCGUGGCCGCCUUUACAGCUCCAACCGGUACUGCCGGACCACUGUUGUUAUUGAUACUGGUCGUAGUCGUGGUGUGGCCUCCAUCUCUACCUGCUACCAACCGGGUUGCUACUUUCGGUACUACUUUCAUUGUUAAGUCCACCGGAAACACUGCUGCUCGUGGCCGCCGGUGAUUUCAUCGGCCGGCUUAUGGUUGUGCGACCGGUUGGCUGAAUAGAUUGUUCAUUUUCUGGAUGGCGUUCGGCGAUGUUGGACGAGGACGACGUGGGAACCAUAUUGUAGGCCGCUGCCACUUCCGUAGACUUGUUCGCCGCGACCGUAAAACUUUUGCCAGUGGUGUUGUUGUUGGAGGUGUUUCGGACUCGAUUCCCGCCCACCCGGGCUCAGAUUCGAAAGCGUCCAUUGAAGGACCUGCACGUUGUGUUCGGACGUUGGAAUCAUAGACUAAAAUAUAUACCAAAAUCAGCGCACUGAAAGUCCACAAAACUUACCUACUUGCGAGUCCAGAGGCGAUAGGAGAUGCUUUGUUUAGUCGCAGAAGCGACUGGAACCGGCUGUGGGUGCUGCUACGGCGAAGGUUGUGGAGCCGUUUUGGGCGGCGGAACAUUCCCAACAUUCACAAUUUUGGCCAUCAACGUUGCGAGCCUCAAACCGAACUCGUCUCUGCAGGGUGGUCCUCGUCAUCUGUCGGCAAAUCCCACUACGCGUGACACCAACGCUGAAUUCGCCACUGCAAAAGGGGGCUACGGUUGCUUCACAACCCGUCAAGUACGAGACGGAUCAUGCACACAUGCUUCUCCACAGCCUCUAUCGACGCCCGGCGCUAUUCCCGUUCCCGGCAGCGCUGGUAAAUCUAGCGCGACCAUUGGCCGCAGGGUUGCCACGAGAGCGCGACCAGGUGCCACGUCCUCCACCACCGCGAAUGUUUGGGUAAGAACGGGAAUGAUUGCACUGUUGUGAGCGAUCUCGGACACGGAAUACGACCGUCUAGGUUGCCUGAUUCGUGCAACUUCGCCAUCCAAUUCUUGAUGGCCUUGGAAACGCACACAAGCUGGUUCUUCUAGAUCCUUUCUCGGAAACGAACAAAAAGUAGGACCCGGAAUCAAAGCGGCAAAUUUCGGACCACGUUUUUUAUUUUGUUUGUUUAUAUUCUGCUGCUCGAAUGUGAUGACAGCAAAAAAAUUACAUUCCGUGGCUGUCAUUCCCAUUCGAGCAGUUUGACAGCUCACAUCGUGAGAUUUUUUUGCAUCGCACUCUCAUCGUAUUCAAAUCGCGCACAUCGCACCAGAUCGCGCUCAUCGCGCCAAAUCGCGGCUAAUCGAAGAAAAUCGUGUCCAUCGUAGCUAAAUCGUGAGCUCAUCGCGGGAGUGUCAUCC
Culex pipiens pallens (northern house mosquito) is the source of this 4378-nucleotide messenger RNA. RefSeq names its product ubiquitin carboxyl-terminal hydrolase 45-like. The transcript has a single exon. NCBI's taxonomy places the organism in Eukaryota, Metazoa, Arthropoda, Insecta, Diptera, Culicidae. The record is from RefSeq and is a predicted model, not a curated record. Bases 1031 to 1507 code for a protein of 158 amino acids.